Lecanosticta acicola is the source of this 1716-nucleotide messenger RNA. The record is from the annotation of a GenBank genome assembly. Lineage: Eukaryota; Fungi; Ascomycota; Dothideomycetes; Mycosphaerellales; Mycosphaerellaceae.
AUGGCGGAUAACAAGGCCAUAGAAACCGCGGAGGAUAAGCGAGAGUCAAUCGCAACUACACUACCUGUUUACGACGCCAGAAGUGUGGCCUCAGAGGAGCUGUACUUCGUCACGCCGCAGGCUACUGGACAGGACGAGGAACAGGCUGUCAAGCCUGACAACGAACCUAAGCUUUCGGAUGAGCUCAAGACGGAACGUGAGCGGAUUGAUGGCCCCAUGUCGCCCCAGACUAUAGUCGACACAGAUGUCGAGAUGCGAAGCAGAACCGAAGAGGCAGCAAAGUACUCCCAAGAAGCUCCACAGGAGGCGCCUCCGCUUCCGCCGAAGGGGCCGAUUGACGAUGAGUCUGUCACCGUCGAGAAGAAUGUCAUCUUCAUGGACGAAAAGCCACCUGUCCUUCCAACGCGACCGUCACUAUCGGAAGACGAGAAGCGCGCAAUGCAACUUCAAGCAGAAGAGGACGGUGUGCAUGCUGGACCAGCGAGCCGCGGAAAGGGCGUUUCUUUCGAAGACACAGAAAAGCCACCGGGCCUUCCCACUCGACCGGCCUCUGACGACGAGGAACUUGCAACGAACCCUCAAGCUGAAGAGGACGACACGACGCCCAAUCUUUCAGUUCGCCAUGUCUCCUUCGAUCCAGCUCUCGGUACCAGCCAGUCCACGUACACGUUUCUCUGGCGGCGUCCGCUCACGGACUACCCAACUCUAACCAUAACCCCAAAUGCCGACUCGCGUUCCUACUGGCGCCUCAAUUACGAAUCAAAGUACUUUGCGCGUUUGUAUCGAUAUCAGGCCGAUCAAGCUCGAGUGGACGGCGAUAUUCCCGCUCGUCAAGUCGCAGAGAUCAAAUUUCCGGAAUUCAUCUGGCCUGGCUGCGGUCCUGCUAUUAAGAUUGAGCCACAUGGUGAAGCUGCUGGACCGGAGCGGAAGGAGACAUUCAUGAAGUGCGCUGGCUGGAUGACCACAAGGUACUCCUUGGAUAUGUCUGUGCUUGGAGGUGCCAAAUGCACCUGGCGUGCGAUCCGGCCUCCGAAGAAAGACGCAAAUGGAGGCGGCAAUGGGCAGGAUGCAGACAUGCCGUCGCAGCCUGAUCCUACCGGCUCCGACAGCGCAUCUCCAACGAGAGGUCCGCUUGCGCAAAAGAGUGCCGGCGAGCUCGUCACGGUCGGAGACGUUAUAGCCCAAGCCAAGGCGUACAUCAACGACGAAAGCUGGACACCGUACCCGAAACUUCAUCUCGUGCUGGGCACCGCAACCAGCUCUGGCCGCGUAAUCGCCAGCUAUUCCCGUGCAGCACCUUGGAACAAGAACGCCGGCGAACUAUCCAUCGUCUCCUCUCAACACGAGCCGAAUUCUGACGAAUACACCGAAGGCAUCAUCAUCGCGUGUACAGCCAUGGUCGGCAUGCAAGAUCGUAUGGGACUUGCGAAUUCGCUCAUGGAAGCCUCUACGGAAUCCGUCGUGGCUAGCAAGCGGAAGGGUAACUUGCCUACCGCAAAUAAGAUCAGACCUUAUAUUCGGUUGCAAAAGAGCAACACCGCGCCGACGUCUGAGAAGACGGCCGCAGCGCCUGUGGUGCCUGAUUCUCGGCGCGAGACGGUUUUUCAGAGGUCUCUGAAGAGAUUGUCGGCGCAGCUUGUUGCGAGGCCAGCAGGGGCUGUCCCGGAGAGAAAGGGUGCUGUGGAUGAGAAGAAAGAGGUUGGUGUUGCGGCUUGA